UUCUUUGAUAAAGCUGCUUUUUAUGAAAUUCAAAGCUUUCUCACGUAGUUUCUAGAAAAAACGACCUGCAGCCCAGGAGAAACUGAGAAAGAUUAAGAGAUUUUGAUCAACCAUCGGUUGUUCUCUCGUCUAUUUAAAAACGUGACUCUUGGUUGGCCUUGUCAGAGUGCAGCAGCUCUAGCAGACCCUGUUGGUGCCACGCAGGGAAACCGGCACGCAUGGCGAAUGUGGACAAACUCACGGAGCACAUAGGAGACUUUGGACCCUUCCAGAAGAAGAUGGUCGUACUUGGGUCUCUGCCAUUGGUCCUCAUUGCGUUCGAGUUUGUUGGAGUCGUCUUCCUGGGCCACACUCCGGACCACUGGUGUUGGAGCCCUGGGUCCAAGCAACUCCUGCAGGAGUGCAGCUGGACAGAGGUCAAGGUGCGAGAAGUUACCGUUCCCCACGGCGAAGAGGCCGGGUCUUUCAGCCGCUGCCAAGCGUUUGAACUUGAGCCAAAGCCGGAACAAAUGCGAGGAGUUUGAGCAGGCGCUGACUUUAAACGCAGUGCCA
Molecule: messenger RNA, 552 nt
Organism: Xiphophorus maculatus (southern platyfish)
Lineage: Eukaryota; Metazoa; Chordata; Actinopteri; Cyprinodontiformes; Poeciliidae
Gene: slc22a3
Product: solute carrier family 22 member 2-like
Exons: 1
Coding region: 219-524 (101 amino acids)
Source: RefSeq, a predicted model, not a curated record